AUGCCAAUAUUACAAAGAAAGUUGACAUCAAAAAGUGUCUCUAAAAACUUUCAAUUUUUCUUUGAAACACCUAGACCUUUGAUCAACCAUAAAUCAACACGUGUCAAACUUAAGCUUGAGAACUUUUUCCUUAACCAUAGUACAAUUAUUAUUGUUUUUUGGUAUAUAUAUAUAUUAACAUUUUGCUUUAGAAAUCUCUUACUAGAACAAUUUGCUUUGAACAUUCUGAAAAUCACUUCAAAAUUCAAAUUAAUCUCCUUCAUUUAUCUUUGCAAUAUCAAAAUUCUGAAUUUCACCAUUUUGAAUUUUAUUUUCACAGAUACAUAUAUCCUCUCUAUGAUUUAA
Vicia faba (fava bean) is the source of this 345-nucleotide messenger RNA. Lineage: Eukaryota; Viridiplantae; Streptophyta; Magnoliopsida; Fabales; Fabaceae. The record is from the annotation of a GenBank genome assembly.